AUGGACAAGCUCAAGGCCAAGAUCAAGUCCCUCCUGGGCGACAAGAAGUCCAAGACCACUGAGAAGCCCGCUCCCACCACCACCAACGGUUCCAGUGCCGUCCCCAAGCCCACUCCAACCGACACCGCCGCCGCGCCAUCUACCGCCGAGCCCACUACUACUUCUGCCCCUCCGGCUGCAGCAGGCGCUCCCGUAGCUGCUGAGUCCAAGGCUCCCGAGCCCGCUGCUCCCGCUCCUGGCGCUACUCCCGCUGCCGAGCCGCAGAAGGACGAGGCUAAGGCUGUCGCUGCUGCUUAG
Cyphellophora attinorum is the source of this 297-nucleotide messenger RNA. RefSeq lists its product as uncharacterized. Lineage: Eukaryota; Fungi; Ascomycota; Eurotiomycetes; Chaetothyriales; Cyphellophoraceae. The transcript has 2 exons. The coding region runs from base 1 to 297 and encodes 98 amino acids. The record is from RefSeq and is a predicted model, not a curated record.